UCCCACCCAAUGGCUUAAUUUUUAGCCCCCAAGGUACUGCCAGGGUUUUCCAGCAGGGGGCGGUCUCUGGGGGCCCUCCCCGAGCCUGUCCACCUCUAUAUAGGGAGGUUGCAAAGGCAGGGAAGCUUUGGUCUGCCGCCCCAGCUGCUAGCAGCACCAGUUCCGAACUCUUCAAAUCCACUUUCUGCUUUCCCAGUUGGACCUCUGUGCCCACUAAGCCAAAAUGGCACAGAAAGGCCAGCUGAGCGAUGACGAGAAGUUCCUCUUUGUGGACAAAAAUAUCCUCAGCAGCACCGUGGCCCAGGCGGACUGGUCGGCGAAGAAGCUUGUGUGGGUCCCGUCGGAGAAACAUGGCUUCGAGGCGGCGAGCGUUAAGGAGGAAAAAGGGGACGAGGUGCUGGUGGUGCUGGCUGAGAAUGGGAAGAAGGCAACUUUUAGCAAGGAUGACAUCCAGAAGAUGAACCCGCCCAAGUUCUCCAAGGUGGAGGACAUGGCUGAGCUGACCUGCCUCAAUGAAGCCUCUGUCCUGCACAACCUCCGCGAGAGAUACUUCUCUGGCCUCAUCUACACUUACUCAGGUCUCUUCUGCGUGGUAGUAAACCCUUACAAGCAGCUGCCCAUCUACUCUGAGAAAAUUAUCGACAUGUACAAAGGGAAGAAACGUCACGAGAUGCCCCCCCAUAUUUACGCUAUCGCUGACACAGCAUACAGGAGUAUGAUGCAAGAUCGAGAAGACCAAUCCAUUCUUUGCACAGGGGAGUCUGGCGCUGGGAAAACAGAAAACACCAAGAAAGUCAUUCAGUACUUGGCUGUCGUGGCCUCUUCUCACAAGGGCAAGAAAGACACCAGCAUCACGCAAGGUCCAUCUUUUGCUUACGGUGAGCUGGAAAAACAGCUUCUCCAGGCAAACCCCAUCCUUGAAGCUUUUGGGAAUGCCAAAACCGUGAAGAACGAUAACUCCUCCCGAUUCGGCAAAUUCAUCCGCAUCAACUUUGAUGUAACCGGCUACAUCGUUGGAGCGAACAUAGAAACCUAUUUGCUGGAAAAGUCCCGUGCUAUUCGGCAAGCCCGAGAGGAGAGGACUUUCCACAUAUUUUACUAUUUGCUUGCUGGAGCCACUGAAGAAAUGAAGAAUGAACUGCUGCUUGAAGGUUUCAACAACUAUACUUUCCUGUCAAAUGGCUACGUGCCCAUUCCCUCUCAGCAAGACGAUGAAAUGUUCCAGGAGACGCUGGAAGCGAUGACUAUUAUGGGCUUCAGUGAAGAAGAGCAAAUUGCGAUGCUGAAAGUCGUCUCAUCUGUUCUCCAGCUUGGUAAUAUUGUCUUCAAGAAAGAGAGGAAUACCGACCAAGCUUCAAUGCCGGACAACACAGCUGCACAAAAGGUGUGUCACCUUAUGGGUAUAAACGUGACAGAUUUCACCCGGGCAAUCCUGACCCCAAGAAUCAAGGUCGGGCGAGAUGUCGUUCAGAAAGCUCAGACCAAAGAACAGGCUGAUUUUGCAAUAGAGGCCUUAGCCAAAGCAACUUAUGAACGUCUCUUCCGUUGGAUUCUGAGCCGGGUGAACAAAGCCCUCGACAAGACCAAGAGACAAGGGGCAUCCUUCCUAGGAAUCCUCGACAUCGCUGGGUUUGAGAUUUUUGAGGUGAACUCUUUUGAGCAGCUGUGUAUCAAUUACACCAAUGAGAAACUCCAGCAGCUUUUCAACCACACCAUGUUCAUUCUGGAGCAGGAAGAAUACCAGCGGGAGGGCAUCGAGUGGAACUUCAUUGAUUUUGGCCUUGAUCUGCAGCCUUGCAUUGAGCUCAUUGAAAGACCGAAUAACCCUCCCGGUGUCUUGGCCUUGCUGGAUGAGGAGUGCUGGUUCCCGAAAGCUACAGACACCUCCUUUGUGGAGAAAUUAGGUUCAGAACAAGGCAACCACCCCAAGUUCCAAAAGCAGAAGCAACUCAAGGACAAAACGGAGUUCUCUAUCAUCCAUUACGCAGGAAAGGUUGACUACAACGCAAGUGCCUGGCUGACCAAGAACAUGGAUCCCUUGAACGAUAACGUGACAGCCUUACUAAAUCAGUCCUCUGAGAAGUUUGCGGCAGAUCUCUGGAAAGAUGUGGACCGCAUUGUGGGGCUGGAUCAGAUGGCCAAGAUGACAGAGAGUUCCCUCCCGAGCGCUUCCAAGACCAAAAAGGGCAUGUUCCGGACAGUCGGGCAGCUGUACAAGGAACAGCUGACGAAGCUCAUGACCACCCUGAGGAACACAAGCCCCAACUUCGUCCGCUGCAUCAUCCCAAACCACGAGAAAAGGGCAGGGAAACUAGAUGCCCACUUAGUGUUGGAGCAACUGAGGUGCAACGGUGUUUUGGAGGGGAUCCGGAUCUGUCGCCAGGGCUUCCCUAACAGAAUCGUCUUCCAGGAAUUUCGCCAGCGCUAUGAAAUACUUGCUGCAAACUCUAUUCCAAAAGGAUUUAUGGAUGGGAAGCAGGCGUGUAUACUUAUGAUCAAAGCCCUGGAACUUGAUCCCAACCUGUACAGGAUCGGGCAGAGCAAGAUCUUCUUCAGAACCGGUGUCUUGGCUCAUUUGGAGGAGGAGAGAGACCUGAAGAUCACAGACAUCAUCAUCACUUUCCAGGCUCAAAGUCGAGGUUACCUGGCAAGAAAGGCUUUUGCCAAGAGGCAGCAGCAAUUGACUGCCAUGAAGGUCAUCCAGCGAAACUGCGCCGCUUACCUGAAGCUGAGGAACUGGCAGUGGUGGAGGCUCUUCACCAAAGUGAAGCCUCUGCUGCAGGUCACCCGGCAAGAAGAAGAAAUGCAGGCUAAAGAUGAAGAGCUCAAGACGGUGAUGGAAAGGCAAGUCAAGGCGGAGGGCGAACUGAAAGACCUGGAGCAGAAGUAUGGCCAGCUGUCUGAAGAAAAGAACGUGCUUCAGGAGCAGCUCCAGGCCGAAACGGAGCUGUACGCGGAGGCCGAGGAGAUGAGGAUCCGCCUGGCUGCAAAGAAGCAGGAGCUGGAGGAAAUCCUGCACGAGAUGGAGGCCCGGAUCGAGGAAGAGGAAGAGCGGGGGCAGCAGUUACAGGCUGAGAAGAAAAAGAUGCAGCAGCAAAUGCUGGAACUUGAGGAUCAGCUAGAAGAAGAGGAAGCUGCAAGGCAAAAGCUGCAGCUGGAGAAAGUCACUGCGGAGGCCAAGAUCAAAAAGAUGGAAGAUGACAUCCUGGUGAUGGACGACCACAACAAUAAACUCUCCAAGGAAAGAAAACUCCUUGAGGAGAGGAUAAGCGACUUGACGACCAACCUUGCAGAAGAGGAAGAGAAAGCCAAGAACCUGACGAAGCUGAAGAACAAGCACGAGUCUAUGAUUUCUGAACUGGAAGUCCGUCUGAAGAAGGAAGAGAAAUGCCGGCAAGAACUGGAGAAGAUGAAGCGGAAGCUCGAGGGGGACUCCAGCGACCUCCAUGAGCAGAUCGCCGACCUCCAAGCCCAAAUUGCCGAGCUGAAGAUGCAGCUGGCCAAAAAGGAGGAGGAGCUCCAGGCAGCCCUGGCCAGGCUUGAAGAUGAAACAGGUCAAAAAAACAACGCCCUGAAGAAAAUCCGUGAGUUGGAAGCCCACAUCUCUGACCUCCAAGAGGACCUGGAUUCUGAGCGGGCUGCAAGGAACAAAGCUGAGAAGCUGAAGCGGGAUCUCGGCGAGGAGCUGGAGGCUCUUAAGACGGAACUAGAAGACACGCUGGACAGCACAGCCACCCAGCAAGAGCUCAGAGCAAAGCGGGAGCAGGAGGUGACCGUCUUGAAGAGAGCGCUGGAAGAGGAGACCCGGACACACGAAGCUCAGGUCCAGGAGAUGAGGCAGAAACACACGCAGACCGUCGAAGAGCUAACGGAACAGCUGGAGCAAUUCAAACGGGCCAAAGCCAACCUGGACAAGACCAAGCAGACUCUGGAGAAGGACAACGCCGACCUGAGCAGCGAGGUCCGGUCGCUCAACCAGGCCAAGCAGGAGGUGGAAUACAAGAAGAAGAAGCUGGAAGGACAGUUGCAGGAGCUGCAGUCCAAGUUCGCCGAUGGGGAGCGCGUCCGGAUGGAGCUGAAUGAAAAAGUCCACAAGCUGCAGGCAGAGGUUGAAAACGUGACGGGGUUCCUGAACGAAGCAGAGAGCAAGACCAUCAAGCUGACCAAGGAUGUUGCCACUCUGGGAUCUCAGCUGCAGGACACUCAGGAGCUGCUCCAGGAGGAAACCCGCCAGAAGCUCAACUUGUCCACAAAGCUUCGGCAGAUGGAGGAUGAGAAGAACGGCCUCCAGGACCAGCUGGAGGAAGAGGUGGAGGCGAAACAGAAUCUGGAGAGGCACAUUUCGACACUGAACGUGCAGCUCUCAGACUCCAAAAGGAAGCUUCAGGAGUACAUCGGCACCAUUGAAAGCAUGGAGGAAGGGAAGAAGAAGCUCCAGAAGGAAAUCGAAGGCCUCACGCAGCAGUUUGAGGAAAAAGCUGCUUCAUACGACAAACUGGAAAAAACCAAGAACAGGCUUCAGCAGGAGCUGGAUGACCUGGUGGUCGACUUGGACAACCAACGCCAGCUGGUGUCCAGCUUGGAGAAGAAGCAGAAGAAGUUCGACCAGAUGCUAGCAGAAGAGAAGAACAUCUCUUCCAAAUACGCCGAAGAAAGAGACCGUGCGGAGGCUGAAGCCAGAGAGAAGGAGACAAAGGCUCUGUCGCUCGCCCGUGCUCUGGAGGAAGCCCUGGAAGCCAAAGAGGAACUUGAGCGAACCAACAAAUUGUUGAAAGCAGAGAUGGAAGAUCUUGUGAGCUCCAAAGAUGACGUCGGCAAGAACGUCCACGACCUGGAGAAAUCCAAGCGGGCUUUGGAGCAGCAGGUGGAAGAGAUGAAGACGCAGCUGGAGGAGCUGGAGGAUGAGCUCCAGGCGACGGAAGACGCCAAGCUGAGGCUGGAGGUGAACAUGCAGGCCCUGAAAGGCCAGUUUGAAAGAGACUUGCAGGCCAGAGACGAGCAGAACGAAGAGAAGAGGAGGCAGCUUCAGAAGCAGCUCCACGAGCUGGAAGUGGAACUGGAGGAUGAGCGCAAGCAGCGAGGCCUGGCUGCCGCGGCCAAAAAAAAAUUGGAGGUGGACAUCAAGGAUCUGGAAGGCCAGCUGGACUCUGCCAACAAGUCCCGGGAAGAAGCCAUCAAGCAACUGCGGAAGCUCCAGGCUCAGAUGAAGGACUUUCAGCGUGAAUUGGACGAUGCCCGGGCUUCCCGAGAGGAAGUCUUCGCCACGGCCCGAGAAAACGAGAAGAAGGCCAAGAAUCUGGAGGCUGAGCUGAUGCAACUUCAAGAGGAUUUGGCAGCUGCAGAUCGGGCACGAAAGCAAGCUGAGCAGGAGAAGGACGACCUGGCUGAAGAGCUGGCAAGUUCCGCUUCUGGGAGGACGAGCCUCCAAGAUGAGAAGCGACGCCUGGAAGCAAGGAUCUCCCAACUGGAGGAAGAGAUGGAGGAGGAGCAGAGCAACAUGGAGGCGAUGAGUGAUCGCUUCCGGAAGGCUGUCCAGCAAUCUGAGCAGUUGAACAAUGAGCUGGCAUCGGAACGUGCCACGGCCCAGAAGAACGAAAGCGCCCGGCAGCAGCUGGAGAGGCAGAACAAGGAGUUGAAGUCAAAACUGCAGGAAAUGGAAGGUGCUGUCAAGUCCAAGUUCAAGACCACAAUCACAGCCUUGGAAGCCAAAAUUGGGCAGCUGGAAGAACAGCUGGAACAGGAAUCCAGAGAAAAGCAAGUAGCAGCAAAGACUCUGCGCCAGAAGGACAAAAAGCUCAAGGAGGUGCUGCUGCAGGUUGAGGACGAAAGGAAGCAGGCGGAACAGUACAAAGAUCAGGCUGACAAGGGCAGCUCUCGCGUCAAACAGCUGAAGAGGCAGCUGGAGGAGGCAGAAGAGGAAUCCCAGCGCAUCAACGCAAGCCGCAGGAAGCUACAACGGGAGCUGGAUGAGGCCACGGAGAGCAAUGAAACCAUGGGCCGGGAGGUGACUGCCUUGAAGAACAAACUCAGGCGGGGGAACGAGCCAGCCUCCUUUGCCCCUUCACGCCGAUCGGGGGGUGGUGGCGGCGGCGGCGGCGGCGGCCGGCGUGUGAUCGAAAACGCCGAAGGAUCCGAGGAGGAAGUGGAUGGCCGCGAUGGGGAUUUCAACGGAACAAAAGCCAGUGAAUGAUGAUGAUGAUACUAAAAAGCCACGCUUGCUGAUUUUCAUUCUGCACCAAACUAAAUGAGUUUAUUUUUAAAAGGAGGGGCAAUUGUAGCACUGUAUGCCGCUUGAAUGAUCCCAAAGCCACCACCACCCACCUCCCGGCAUCGAUGAUUGCACAGCAGCCUUUUAAUCCAGUUUAUACACCAACACUCCUAGCUGUUGCAGAAUUACUAUUUCCCCCCCCCCAGGUGUUACGCCGGAGUGAUUGCAUUUGACUGAGGGCGAAAGGCAACACUGUGGUGUGAGCGAAAAGCCAACAGCCGGACAGAAACCCAUUUGGCCUUUUUUCUAAUCUUGCUACCCCAUCAUUUCCUCUCCUUAACUCAGUUUCAGGUACAGUCACACACACCCCCCCCGGAUUCUGCACCCCUCCCACCCAGUUCACAGGAUCAAAGUGCCUUUCUUCAUCACUUCUUUUUUUUGAAAAAUGAAAAAGUCAUAAACUGCUGUUGUUUUCAACGAAUUUCGUGCUUAAAAACACACUAAUAA
Molecule: messenger RNA, 6715 nt
Organism: Rhineura floridana
Lineage: Eukaryota; Metazoa; Chordata; Lepidosauria; Squamata; Rhineuridae
Product: myosin-11
Exons: 41
Coding region: 224-6190 (1988 amino acids)
Cellular component (GO): myosin complex
Molecular function (GO): actin filament binding; ATP binding; cytoskeletal motor activity
Source: RefSeq, a predicted model, not a curated record